CGUUUCGCCCUUGACAACAAACAUGGCGUCGGCGACAAAGAUCAUUCAGUGGCUGCGGAAUUGGGCGGCAGGGAGGAAUCUCCAAGCUAAGUUGCAGCUUCGAUACACUGAAAUUGCUUCCAGAAGCCCACCCGCACCAAAACUCCCAGUCGGCCCCAGCCAUAAAUUCUCAGAUAACUACUACUGCCUACGAGAUGGUCGUCGAGAGACAUCUCCACCUACAAUUAUAUGGUCAUCACAGAAAGCAUUAGAAGCAGGAGCACAGGCAACCAGCAGUGAAAGCACUGUAGCAACCACCGGUGAUAAGAAACCAGUUCAGCCUGGACAGCCAGUCAAGAUGAAACUUUCCACUGAUCAACCUUAUCUGUGACCAUAAUAGGAUGUGAUUGUGAACUCUGACACUUUAUAGGUGGUGUUGUCUAAUGGGAAGUGUUGGAGCUACUGGAGUUACAACAUCAGGUAUCCAUGUGGAAACACUGCUGUUCUGUUUCAUUUUGGGUUAAUGAACUGUUCGUGUAAAUUGACUCAGUAAACAUUCAUGUUAAUAAACAUUGUGUGUCAAAUUGUUUAAAACUGUAGCCAUACUUCUUGUGUGAACAAGCAUUUUAAUUCUUGUUCCUGCUUAUAACCCUUGAAGAUAAUAAGGAUCAAGAUUUUACAUUUUUUUUAGUUUUACAUCUGAAAUGUUAAGCUCCUUAUCGAGACAUUUAUCAAAAGUUGUAAUUUCUGUUUUCAUUUCAGUAUGUACCUUGACAUUACUGGAAAAAAAGCUAUCUUAUUAUUCACUGGUUAUUUGUAAUUAUAGUGAUUGGCCUGCUCACUUCAGAUCACUGUCUGAGAGCUAUAGUACUCACGCUGUGGGAAAGCACCUCGGGGGGAAAGGGUGACUUGCCUCGUCAAGCCAUGUGUUUUUGUUACUACCCUGCACCAAGCAGUAA
Molecule: messenger RNA, 938 nt
Organism: Mobula hypostoma (lesser devil ray)
Lineage: Eukaryota; Metazoa; Chordata; Chondrichthyes; Myliobatiformes; Myliobatidae
Gene: ndufa7
Product: NADH:ubiquinone oxidoreductase subunit A7
Exons: 4
Coding region: 23-370 (115 amino acids)
Biological process (GO): ATP synthesis coupled electron transport; mitochondrial electron transport, NADH to ubiquinone
Cellular component (GO): mitochondrial inner membrane
Source: RefSeq, a predicted model, not a curated record